AUGCCCAACUUCGCCGGGACCUGGAAGAUGAAGAGCAGCGAGAAUUUCGACGAGCUGCUCAAAGUGCUGGGGGUCAACGCCAUGCUCCGGAAGGUGGCCGUGGCGGCCGCCUCGAAGCCGCACGUGGAGAUCCGCCAAGACGGAGACCAGUUCUACAUUAAGACCUCCACCACGGUGCGCACCACUGAGAUCAACUUCAAAGUUGGGGAGAGCUUUGAGGAGGAAACCGUGGAUGGCCGGAAAUGCCGGAGUUUAGCCACUUGGGAGAAUGAAAACAAGAUCCACUGCAAGCAAACUCUUCUGGAAGGUGAGGGACCCAAAACAUACUGGACAAGAGAACUGGCUGGAGACGAGCUGAUUUUGACCUUUGGUGCCGACGACGUUGUAUGCACAAGAAUUUACAUAAGAGAAUGAGAAAUACCAGCCAGCACUGCACGGGUGGGGGAUGAAGGGGUGGAUUAACAAGCAGAUGUUGUGAAAAAGG
This is a messenger RNA of Varanus komodoensis (Komodo dragon), 484 nucleotides long. RefSeq names its product cellular retinoic acid binding protein 1 (gene CRABP1). NCBI's taxonomy places the organism in Eukaryota, Metazoa, Chordata, Lepidosauria, Squamata, Varanidae. The coding region runs from base 1 to 414 and encodes 137 amino acids. Gene Ontology annotation, cellular component: nucleus; cytosol. Gene Ontology annotation, biological process: fatty acid transport. Gene Ontology annotation, molecular function: fatty acid binding. The transcript is spliced from 4 exons. The record is from RefSeq and is a predicted model, not a curated record.